Messenger RNA from Trichosurus vulpecula (common brushtail), 4176 nucleotides. It is a transcript of the gene TOX, whose product is annotated as thymocyte selection associated high mobility group box. The transcript has 9 exons. Gene Ontology annotation, molecular function: chromatin DNA binding. Gene Ontology annotation, cellular component: nucleus. The coding region runs from base 458 to 2032 and encodes 524 amino acids. The record is from RefSeq and is a predicted model, not a curated record. Gene Ontology annotation, biological process: leukocyte differentiation; regulation of transcription by RNA polymerase II. NCBI's taxonomy places the organism in Eukaryota, Metazoa, Chordata, Mammalia, Diprotodontia, Phalangeridae.
GCCCUGCAGCAGCGGCUACGGCGGCGGCGGCGGCAGAGGCAGGAGAAGCAGCAGCAGUGGCGGCGGCGGCGGCGGCGGCGGCGGCGGCGGCAGGAGUAGCAGCAGCAGCAGCAGCAGCAGCAGCAGCAGCAGCAGCAGCAGCAGCAGAGCAGCAGCAGCAGCAGAAGGAAAAGGAGAGGAAGAAGAAGAAGAAGGGUUUGUUUCUGUUGCAGACAUCUGCAGACUGGUGCUUUUUUGGAAGAGUUGUGCGUGUGUUUUUUUUUUUCUUUCUCUUUUUUUUUUAAACAAACCUCAAACGGAUGUGAGGAGAGGAAGGUGUUUCUUUUACUCCUAAGCCCAGACACCUCUUUCUGUUCCUUCCAAUCUUGUUUUGUUGGACAGUUUUUUUUUUUAUUGAAAGGAAAGGAAAGGAAGGAAAGGAAAGAAAAGGAAAAGAGUUACUUGAUGUUUGAGUGAAAUGGACGUAAGAUUUUAUCCACCACCACAGCCUGCUGCCGCUCCCGAUACUCCCUGUCUGGGACCCUCUCCCUGCCUGGACCCCUACUAUUGCAACAAGUUUGACGGUGAGAACAUGUAUAUGAGUAUGACAGAGCCGAGCCAGGACUAUGUGCCAGCAAGCCAGUCUUACCCUGGCCCAAGUCUUGAAAGCGAAGACUUUAACAUUCCUCCAAUUACACCCCCUUCACUACCUGACCAUUCACUGGUGCACCUGAAUGAGGUAGAGUCUGGUUACCACCCUCUUUGUCACCCAAUGAAUCAUAAUGGGCUGCUUCCAUUCCAUCCACAAAAUAUGAACCUACCUGAAAUUACUGUAUCCAACAUGCUGGGCCAAGAUGGAACACUGCUUUCAAACUCCAUUUCUGUGAUGCAAGAUAUACAGAGUACAGAAGGAGCUCAAUAUAGUUCCCACCCUCAGAUGGCAGCCAUGAGACCAAGGGUUCAGCCUGCAGAUAUUAGGCAGCCAGCAAUGAUACAGCAUGGUCAGCUGACUACCAUUAACCAAUCACAGCUCAGUGCACAGCUUGGUUUGAAUAUGGCGGGAAACAAUGUUCCCCAUAACUCACCAUCUCCACCUGGAAGCAAGUCUGCAACUCCUUCGCCAUCCAGUUCAGUCCAUGAAGAUGAAGGGGAUGAUACCGCUAAGAUAAAUGGUGGAGAGAAAAGGCCUGCUUCUGAUAUGGGAAAGAAACCAAAAACUCCCAAAAAGAAGAAGAAGAAGGACCCUAACGAGCCUCAAAAACCUGUGUCUGCCUAUGCAUUAUUCUUCCGAGAUACCCAGGCAGCCAUCAAAGGCCAAAAUCCAAAUGCUACAUUUGGUGAAGUCUCUAAAAUUGUGGCCUCAAUGUGGGAUGGUUUAGGAGAAGAGCAGAAACAGGUCUACAAAAAGAAAACCGAAGCAGCAAAGAAGGAAUACCUGAAGCAGCUAGCUGCAUACAGAGCAAGCCUCGUAUCCAAGAGUUACAGCGAACCUGUUGAUGUUAAAACAUCCCAACCUCCUCAGCUGAUUAAUUCGAAACAGUCAGUGUUCCAUGGGCCUACCCAAGCUCAUUCAGCCCUCUACCUAAGUUCCCACUAUCACCAACAGCCGGGAAUGAAUCCUCAUGUAACUGCCAUGCACCCUAGUCUCCCCAGGAACAUAGCACCGAAACCUAAUAACCAAAUGCCAGUGACUGUCUCUAUAGCCAACAUGGCGGUGUCUCCUCCUCCUCCCCUUCAGAUCAGCCCACCUCUUCACCAGCAUCUCAAUAUACAGCAACACCAGCCAAUCACAAUGCAGCAGUCAAUUGGAAACCAACUACCAAUGCAGGUCCAGUCUGCCUUACAUUCACCCACAAUGCAACAAGGGUUCACUCUUCAACCUGACUAUCAGACUAUUAUCAAUCCCACAUCUACAGCUGCACAGGUUGUAACCCAAGCAAUGGAGUAUGUACGUUCAGGCUGCAGAAACCCUCCGGCACAGACUGUGGACUGGAAUGAUGACUACUGCAGUAAUGGGAGCAUGCAGAGGGACAAAGCACUGUACCUUACCUGAAAACGAGAUCGCCUCUUCUUUCCAAGAAGGAAUGCAGGGAAGUCUUUUCACCAUGGAUUGCUUUGUGCAGUCAAGGCGGUUCUGCAAUUUAUUAGAAAAUACAAGUUGCUAAGCACUUAGGACUAUUUGAGCUUGUGGGUCACCCACCCUGGAAAAAAAAAAUAGUCAUGCUUCUUUCUUUAUUGUUUCUCUCCCUCCCAUCCCCUAAAUCCUUUACGGACAUUGUUUUUCUUCUUCCCUGAGGGAAACUUGGACCAUUCAGAUUUUAUGUUGGUUUUUUGUUGUGAAGUGCUUCGCUAUAGUAACUGCCUUAGCAACUGUAGACGUCUCGGAUUAAAGUCCUGGAUUUUCCAUUGGUUUUCAUAAUGGGUGUUUAUAUGAAACUACUAAAGACUUUUUAAAUGGCUUGAUGUAGCAGUCAUAGCAAGUUUGUAAAUAGCAUCUAUGUUACACUCUCCUAGAGUAUAAAAUGUGAAUGUUUUUGUAGCUAAAUUGUAAUUGGAAACUGGCUCAUUCCAGUUUAUUGAUUUCACAAUAGGGGUUAAAUUGGCAAACAUUCAUAUUUUUACUUCAUUUUUAAAAAAAAAACAACUGACUGAUAGUUCUAUAUUUUCAAAAUAUUUGAGAAAAAAAUAUUCCCAAAUGAUUUUAAUUUAAAAACCAAUUGGCUUUGUCUCAUUGAUCAGACAAAAAGAAACAUGUUGGGGGAAGCGCAAACACAUUUAUUUUGUACUGCAGAAAAAAAAAUUGCUUUUUUGUAUCACUUUUUGUGUAAUGGUUAGUAAAUGUCAUUUAAGUCCUUUUAUGUAUAAAACUGCCAAAUGCUUACCUGGUAUUUUAUUAGAUGCAGAAACAGAUUGGAAACAGCUAAAUUAUAACCUUUACAUAUGGCUCUGUAUUAUUGUUUCUUCAUACUGUGUCUGUAUUUAAUCUUUUUUUAUGGAACCUGUUGCGCCUAUUUAUGAAAUAAUAAAUAUAGGUGUUUGUAAGUAAAUUUGUUAGCAUUUUAAAGAGGUUUCUUUGAUGUUUUAACUUUUGCUGGCAAAAAAUAUUCACACCUGGUGUGAAUACUUUAUUAUUUAGUUUUUACAGUGACAUGAAUAAAGCCAAACCUGCUUUUCAUUUAGCAGCAAAUGAAAGUAACCAAUCCUUAUUUCUGCAUUUCUUUGGUUGAUGCAAAAGCAAAACGAUCCUACAUAAGAACUUCCCUUCUUAAUCCAAUGAAACAGGGAACUACCCUGAAAGACACACAAACCACAAGACUAAACAAACAAAAGCGUCCUCCAUCGAAAAAGGGGUUGCUUCUUGGUUCUCAGUCCAGUUUUAGUUAAUAAAGAAAACUUUAAAGUAAAAGAAGAGCAAAAUAGAGAAAACCAGCCUGAACUGACCAAAAUGCCUCCUCUAGUUACAUUUAAUGGACAUUUAGAAAGCUUAUGAGAAUGAAUGAAUUAGGGUCAGGGUGGGGGUGGGGGGAAGGAUGUGGAAAGAAGGGAGUUAAGGGAAACGCAGCCGUCUAAAAUGCCUACAAAAAUGAAAGGUGAGUGACCAAGGCAGCAAAGAGAAAGAAAAAGAAACUCAGAAGCAGAAGUCGAUCAUAAAGAAUGAGAUUCUUGUUGUCCUUUGUGGCCACUACAUGUCUCUUCUCCCUCCAGAAGUCCUGUGCUUGUCAGAGGAAUUCCAUGGAUGUAAGAGACCUGCAGAAGAACAGAGGGCUAUGAGAAUCUAGCUGGACAGAUGCACGGCUUUUAGAUCAGAGAGCACUAGCAAACCAGACCCUUCUGCAGGAUUGUAUCCAGGAAGCUAGUCUAGUUGGUAAUCAAGGGAAUGGCUGAUGUCUCUUUCAUGCAGUGUGUGAAAUAAACUUAGCAAUUUAACUAAAUACAAAUAUAUGCAUUGUGUAAUCCAGUCAGAAUUAAAAAGACAAUAGGUAUGCUUGCUUUGGAAUGAUUUUAGGCAUUGUACAACCUUGAAUCACUUGAGCAUGUAAUAACUAAUAAAUAAUGCAGAUCCAAUGUGAUUAUUAAAAUGACUGUAGCUGAGAGCUCUAAUUUUCCUGUCUUGAAACUGUAUAAGAACUCAUGUGAUUGAGUUCACAGCUUAUUGUUUGUCUGUUUAGCAUUUUAGAAAUAUACCAGCACUACUAA